Penicillium concentricum is the source of this 1671-nucleotide messenger RNA. RefSeq lists its product as uncharacterized. The coding region runs from base 1 to 1671 and encodes 556 amino acids. The record is from RefSeq and is a predicted model, not a curated record. The transcript is spliced from 6 exons. NCBI's taxonomy places the organism in Eukaryota, Fungi, Ascomycota, Eurotiomycetes, Eurotiales, Aspergillaceae.
AUGAGAUUGAAUGGCAUCGCCGGAUAUGCAAUCGCCAGCGUGAUUUUGGCAACUGGUGCCUCGGCUGCCCAGAUCACAAAAGGCCUGUCAAAAAAUGCGCAAGAUCUUUUCGACUGGUCUAUGUAUGUGAACGACAAGCACUGGGAUGACUCGUACAAAUACAUAUCGUAUCCCGACAAGGGUCCCUGGUCAACCCGCUUCACGGCAUGGUAUGCUGCAGGUCUGCUGUACAGGAAUAAGGGACGAGAUGUGUCCAAUGCCAAAGCUGCCAUUGAAAAUAUUCUCACGUGCCAGAUGACCGAAAGCUAUGAGUCGGCUUGGUAUGGCACCUUCAAGCUUUCACCAGACGAGCCAUAUCCAACACCAGACUCAGAGCUGUACCCGCCAGAGAUAUACGCGACCUAUGACCCAAAUUGGAGAGAAUUUAUUGGAACCCAGUUUGUGCAGAUUGUCGAAGAGUUUGCUCAUUUGCUAGGAAAAGGCCUGGUCUCUCGUAUUGAGGACAGCUUGGAAAUCGCAGCUGUUGGUUCUAUGCGGCGCAAUGGUACAUACCCGGAGGGUGACAACCUAACGCCAGCCUAUACAAACCCAGCCGUCAUGCGCGCGUGGUACGUAUCUUGGAUUGGCGAGCGCCGCAACAACCAGGACAUUCAGGCUUUUAUCGACUAUGCAAACACCCAGGGUGACCUCAUUUUGGAUUUAUUCAAGUCCACCGGCGAUAACGUGGUUUCUGAAUACAAUGCCCCGACUUACUACGGAAUGGAUACCUGGGCACUUGCGGGUGCUAUGAAAUAUGGAUCACCAAAAGCCACGAUGACCAAGAACGCCAAGGUCAUUUUGAAAGACAUGUGGGCUGAUAUCGCAGCUCACUACAACCCGUAUCUGGCAAAUAUGGUGGGACCGUACGAUAGAGCCUACACACGCGAUCUAGUGAGCAACUCAGCUGUCAUCGACUACUUCUGGUGGGGCCUGUACGGCUACGGGGUUGGGCCACAGCCCAACAAGCUCGAGGGAGACUUAUUGUUUGAUGUCACACAGGGCGCAGCAUUGGCCCUUAUCAUGGAUGCGGUUGCGGAUCACAUCUCCAAAGAAGAUGCAGUGUGGCUUCGGAGCCAGAAACAUUGGGACGGAGAGCGUAUGAUUACCAAGAAGGUAGCUGAUGCCCUCGGUGCCGAUGCUGAGGUUCGAGUUGUCACAUCGUGGAUGAGCGCUCCACUCAUGAUCGGUGCACAACAAGUCAAUGAGACUACCAACCGCGGUAAACAGUACGUCCCGGCCAUUGUUCAAUGGGCUGGUGACAAGAACCGUACGCCACACCCGUACAUGACUUUCUUCAGUCUCUACCCGACGGCAUCGACUAUUGAUGCUGUCGCGGGACUGAAUAGUCUAGAGAUCUCGUACCCAAACACUACUCAGGAUGGCACAGAUAUAUUCACAUUUGUUCUCACGCAACUACCACCAAGCUGGACACUUACUAAGAAAAAGGUUGUUAGUGGCCUUGAAAAUCUGCCUUGUCUAGAGGCUACUAUCACUGCUGAGGGGUUAGAAAAGCAGCCGGUCAUCUAUGGCUCCUCUCUUAUAGACAAUCGGGUCUAUAACAUAUCUUAUGUUGUGCCUUCUGGUUUCAUUGGCGUGCCUAGGGUUUCGUUCAAAUUUGACUACACCUGUUGA